Homo sapiens (human) is the source of this 6312-nucleotide messenger RNA. It is a transcript of the gene SYNDIG1, whose product is annotated as synapse differentiation inducing 1. Gene Ontology annotation, cellular component: glutamatergic synapse; cell body; postsynaptic density. Gene Ontology annotation, biological process: positive regulation of synapse assembly; synaptic vesicle clustering; intracellular protein transport. The transcript has 4 exons. The record is from RefSeq and is a predicted model, not a curated record. Gene Ontology annotation, molecular function: glutamate receptor binding; protein homodimerization activity. The coding region runs from base 4424 to 5200 and encodes 258 amino acids. NCBI's taxonomy places the organism in Eukaryota, Metazoa, Chordata, Mammalia, Primates, Hominidae.
AGCCUUUGCCAAGAACUCUAUACCCCAGGCAGGCCCACGGUGUCUCAUUGAUGAGCUCAGUGGGACCAAGGUGUGAGUGUUUCACAGGACAGAAGUUAAAUAUGGAAUACAUUUCCUGCCUGGACUCUCAGCUGAAACACCUCUCCAGUAUCUGCUGAUGUCUUUAAUGCCAGGCCUGGUGCCAGAGCAUCCCCGGGCGCUCGGAGGAAAGGGACACGCCUCGCUCCACAGCUCUGGAAUGGGGCAUUGGUCCUGGGGUCAGGAUUUUCCUCCUGUUCUAUGUGAAAAGCCUCUUCCCCUGUUAGUCAUCAUUUCCCCACUGUGGCUGAGCCCUGUCCCUUGGUCUUGGCAAGUCUAAGCUCCUGUGGAGGCUGAGAUUCCUGCAGGUGUCCUGACCCAGAAAUGAACAUCCAGCUUCUUUUAGAAGGCAGUGUUCUAGAAAUGUGGAGGCCACCUUCCCAUCUGUACGCAUGCACACACCCACACUCAUGGGGGCACACACACAUACACAUGCACACAUACACUCACAUGGACACAGAUAGAUGCAUGCACACCGACAUGUAGAUACAUGCACACACACAGACACACAUGCAUGCACACACGUGCUCACAGGGACAGGCACAGUCACAUGCAGGCACACGCAGACACAUGGACACACAUAUAGAUUCAUGCACACACACACAAGAUACAUGCAUGCACACACAGACAUGUGGACACAGAUACAGACACAUGUGCACACAGACACAUGGACACAGACACAUAGAUACAUGCACACACAGACACAUGCACACAGACACAUACGUGCAUGGACACACAGACACAUGGACACAUAGACACAGAUACAUGCACACACACGUACACAUGCAUGCACACACAUGCUCACAGGGACAGGCACAGACACAGGCACACACCACAGUCACAUGACCACACACAGACACAUACAUGAAUGCACACACACAUGCUUAAACAGACAUACAUUCACCACACACACUUAUAUGGACACAGAAAUGCACACACAGGCACACUUAUAACCUGAACAGUAACCUCCCACCUCUGUGAAUGUCACUGCGGCAUGGAGGGAGGAGGGAGUUGCCACUGGGGAGCCAGGGGCCUCCAGCCAAAGGACAGUGUGCGGUUCAGGGACAGACUCGAGCAGCAAGUCAAGAACCAGAAGUUCUGAUCACAGCCACUGGAGUGCGUUAAGAAGCCCUGUGGGCUGUUUUGUGUCAUCACCAAGCAGGCCUGGCCGCUGGUGCUGCAGUGCAUAGGAGCCCCAGAUUCAUCUGGUGAGGGUGAGGGUGCCAUCUGUGUGUGGCCCCCGAGCUGAAUCCACCACAUCUGCUCCCACAAAUAACAGAAGAGAGAGGCAGGGGAGUAUGCAGCCAGGGACAGGGGCCAGAGAGGCACCCUCCAGGAUACCUUUGGGGCCCUGCACCCUUUCCUGUUCCAUCCACAUGCUGUGGGCAGUGACAGGGGCAGGGCAGAAGGCCCAGCGGAGUGCCUCUGCGGGUCUGGUUUGUCAUGGAGGGAUCAGUGUGUUUCCAUGCCUGAAUGAGGAACACGCAGAUCACAGUUCCCAGAGUACUUUAUGUAAAGCUCGUCUUUGCGGCUUCUUGAUUUUUAUUUAUAGAGAGCUAUUUCACCUAAAAUAGCAGUUAUGCCUUGCCUAUGAGCCCAUGAGGAUGGGAUUUGCUCUUGGCAGUUUGGAAAUGAGGAGAGGCCUAGAGGAGGGGAAACCAAGUCACAGUCCUCAUGGGAAAGGUGGUUUGGGGCUGGAGUGGGCAGUGGAAGGGGCUAGGCAUAAAGAAGGUUGUAUCUGGGGCUCUGCUGCCAAUGUGCCCGGGCUUGGACCCUGGCUCGCCCCUAGCCCUUGGGAGAUCAUUCAACCUCUCUGUGCCUCGGUUUCCUUAUGAAUGAAGCGAGCACGCCAGUUACCCCUCCAUGGUGUCGUCGGGGCAAUUACCUGGAUGAGAGAUGUGCAGUGCUCAGCAGGAUUGUCACGAAGCAGGGGCCGGCAUGACAGCUGUGGCUAGGACUCCUUAUGUGGGGCCUCAGCCAAGGCUAGCACCAGGGAAUGGGCUGAUCGGGGCCCUUCAUAUGGCAGGUGAAGCUCUGCUAGGAACCUGGAAGCGCCAGGCUCCAGGGCAGCACAGAGGAGGGCAGGCAGAUGUCAAUCAGCAAGCCAAGCCCCACAGUCUGGAAAUUUGCACCAGUGUGAGUGGAGGUGGAGCCAGGGAGGAAGUAAAUCCCAGAGGAGAAGGCCUGGGCCAACAUUUUAGAGCCCAGCGGCAGUACUGAGCCCACUUAGGGAGGUGCCAUGGAGUCGUGGCCCCUGGAGCUCCUCGUGCGUCUGGUUGCUGUGGCAGGUAAGGGUCGGCCUUUGAGGUCCAGGGUCAGGAAAGGACAGGCGCCAUGGCGUGCAAUAACCCUUAUGGGAUUGAUAGUAAAACAUACAGAAAAUAUGUUUCAAUAGCAAGCACCACUGCCUCAGUCCUUAAGAUGCUAACCAGUUGGCUCCAAUGAGUGUGAGGUCAGCCGCGAUCCAUUUUGGGAAUUCUUUGAAGGCACAAGUGGUGACUCGUGGAAUACUUAAUAAAACAAAGUAAGGGUUGCCCCUGGAGAACAGAGGUCUGUACAGGCUGGGAGAGCAGCCAGGAGAGGACAGGAUGCUCAAGUCUUUUUGCAGGGCCAGUCAUGUCCGAACAACGCCAAUUCACUUGCCGUAGGUUGACAGGUGCAGAAGAUGAAAGAGUGGCGAGCCUCAGAUGCUAUUGCCUUGAUGUUAUUAGCUCCUGAUUCUGACAGCGCAGGGCCUGGCCCAGGGCACAGCUGCGCACAGGGUGAGCAGCAUGCCCUGCUGCAGGAGGGAUUUGCCUUGUCACCAUCCCCAUAGCAGACCCAGGACAAGGUCCGUCACGUUCCUGAUGCCAGGGGAUGUGACAUGUACCUCCCUCAGUGGCUUCCAGGUGCAGACCCAACACUGACACUGACCUUACAGUCAAAUGGCAAAGUAGAAAAUCCAACUGUAACACCAGCAAAGGACACUAGCUUGACAGCACUUUGGAGUAUCUGGAGGAAAUUAAAAGUAUGGUUAUGCUUGAAGACAUUUCACUAAGUCAUAAGUCUCUGGGCUCCUGGGCACAUCAAGAUUUGUGUCAUGCACUUUCUGGGAAGAAAACAAAAUGGAAAAUGAGGACCUUCCAUCAGGAAGCUGAUCGUUUCCUUCAAUGCAAGUACUCUUUGGAAACAAAAGCAAAACAAAACAAAAACCAUAAAAAAUACAAGAACAAGAAAUGCUGAAGACAGGUGGAAAGAAUGAAAAUAGGACUGAAGCAGGCCUGUGCCCUAGGCAGAGCCAGGCACACGCCUGCUGAGAGGACCCCACUAACAGGUGACCCAGGCAAGAGGCCCCCGGCCGGCUCCGUGUGAACAGAUCCUCCCAUCUUGUCGCGUCCGUGUCCACAGUGAAACUCCAGGCACCGCAGGGACGCUGGGGAGAGCCUUCUCUCCACACCCCCUUGGAAUGUGCCCCCCACUUUUCGCUGUUCUGGUGGGCUUUUGGUUUCUUGUCAGGGUUGGGGCUCUGCCAAGUAGCCACAGUGAACACAGAAAGCAGCCCUUGAGCCUGGCCUUCAGCGAGAGUUGCUAAGGGGUGGCUAGGAGAUGAGGAGGGUAGGCUCGGCCCCGCCGCCUCUGCUGUCUGGUUCGAGAUCAGCUGCUGGCCACCACAGGGGACAUGUGCAUUGUCAUCUAUCUUGGGAAAGACUUUGGUAAACAUCCAAGUUUCAAAGGAAAAACAAAACCUCACGGUGGCUCCCCUGCAGGAUAAAGGACAGCACUGCCUUCUCUUUUCUUCAGAGGCUGGCUUGAGCCAGGUUUGCAUAAUCCCCCACCUAGCCCUGAGGUGGGGAGAGAGUGUAAGAAGAGCAGCUUCAGGUGGGGUCCUUAGAUCCUUAGUGCAGUCCCCACAACCGCCCCCUCCACCCCUCCUUCCCCCGCUACAUUGCUGGAGUGUGAGGGGCCUAUAAGGCCAAAGGGCUGCCCAGGGGAGGGGCCCAGCACCCAGCUUACCACCUGCACGCCCAUCCCCCUUUCUCCAUCUUCCUUCCCCUUUGCCUUGCCUCUCCCUGCAUCCAGCCAAAGUCCAACUCUGCCCUUCAACCUGAAAGCCAAAUCCUCUAAGCAAAAGAACUGACACAUUUUGGAAAGUGGCAGGAAUUCAAGGUGCUGAUGCACGUGAUGCUGGGCAUGGCUUUGUGUGAGAUUGAAGCAUUGGUGGUGAUGAUCCUGUUGUGCUAAUUUCACUAAUGACUGGAGAAGAGAAAAUCUACAAGGCUUCAGGCAGGAGAAAUGGCUUCCCUGAGGCAAGUGUAACCUACAUUCCCAGCCCACCAGCCUGACGCCCAGCCAGGGAGAGAGUACCAUGGAUGGCAUCAUUGAACAGAAGAGCAUGCUGGUGCACAGUAAAAUCAGUGAUGCUGGCAAGAGGAAUGGUUUAAUUAACACCAGAAACUUGAUGGCCGAGAGCAGAGAUGGUCUGGUGUCUGUUUACCCAGCGCCCCAGUACCAGAGCCACCGGGUGGGGGCCAGCACAGUGCCGGCCAGCCUGGACAGCAGCAGGAGUGAGCCGAUGCAGCAGCUGCUGGACCCCAACACCCUGCAGCAGUCAGUGGAGUCCCGCUACCGGCCCAACAUCAUCCUCUAUUCAGAGGGCGUGCUGCGCUCCUGGGGGGACGGUGUGGCCGCCGACUGCUGCGAGACCACCUUCAUCGAGGACCGGUCGCCCACCAAAGACAGCCUCGAGUACCCGGAUGGGAAGUUCAUUGACCUCUCAGCUGAUGACAUAAAAAUCCACACCCUGUCCUACGAUGUGGAGGAGGAGGAGGAGUUCCAGGAGCUGGAGAGCGACUACUCAAGCGACACAGAGAGUGAGGACAAUUUCCUCAUGAUGCCCCCGCGGGACCACCUGGGCCUCAGUGUCUUCUCCAUGCUCUGCUGCUUCUGGCCUCUGGGCAUCGCAGCCUUCUACUUGUCCCAUGAGACCAACAAAGCCGUGGCCAAGGGGGACUUGCACCAGGCCAGCACCAGCUCCCGGCGGGCCCUAUUCCUGGCAGUGCUGUCCAUCACCAUUGGGACUGGCGUCUAUGUGGGCGUGGCCGUGGCCCUCAUCGCCUACCUCUCCAAGAACAACCACCUGUGAGCUUCCUGCGAAUGGAGGGGGAGCACCCGGGGCCAGGUCUGUGUGGACGUGGAGGAAGCAGGCAUACCGCAUGAUGCUGUACAGUACAAAUGAUUGCCAAAUGAUGCCACGAAGCCCUGGGAUUUCCUACCCAUGGAUUUAUUUUGUUUUUAUCCUUUAAUUUCAUGUUCACAGCACUGUGUAGAGCACCAGACAGACGGGCACUGCUAAUCCUUCCAAAGGAAAGCUCCAAAGAUCCCAGCCCGCAAGGCUGUCUCUGGAUGGAUUCUGGUGGAUGAAUGGCAACGCGGCUCUCUGCAGCCUGCCAGUGCCCAGAGUGCCACCGCAUUAGCAAUAUACAAACAGUCCAAAAAAGUGUUUAUUUUUUAUGGAAUACGGUGCAAUAGGCAGAGGACAAGGGACACAUCACUCUUCUGUCUGUGGCCCUGCUGGAGUCCUUUGUGCCCCCCGGAGUCCACACGCCUUCCCUGCAAGACGAGAAUGGGGCUGGGAAGAAAGAGGCAACACCACGGCUGGCAGGAGCCCCGCUGCACUGCUCUGCAGACCCAUUGGCCUGACCCUGAGAAGCAGAGCCAGCAAAGCCCGGGACCUGCCCCUCUUUCUUUCCCUUCACACCACCCCAGCCUCAGGAUGUCAAGCCACCUCCGGAACGUGUCUACACUCCACAGCUACCCCGCAGCAAUACGCACUCUUGGGACCUCGCUGAUCUAGGAUGGGGAGGCAGGCCACCGCCCCUCCCAAGACUCCUCAAGAAAGAGCCCCGCGGUUGCUCCGGAAACUCGAGGCACUGCAGCUAUGGGCACUGCCUCAGCCUAAAGACACAGGGGCGCCUCCCAAUCACCGCGCUGGCGGAUGCUCACCCCGUCAUAAGCAGAAACUAGUGAUCCUGGAAAUGAGAUGGGCCUUACUCUGUCGACUAAAUGAAUAGCUAUUUUCUUGUCAUUUUUUAAAGUGCAACUCUUGCUUCAUGCUGCUUAAGUUACCAGAUGAAUGCUGAGAAAUAAGUAAUCACAGACAUUUUAAUACCAUUUCAUUGCUGUUUUACGAGUGUUCAUUACUUAACAAAAAAUUAUCUUUUAGCUUUUUCGCUUAAGACUUUUCUUUCUGAUGAA